AUUUAAUAAGAUGUGCUGUGUUUUUAUAAUGAAUGGAAAUCGAACAUCGAUACAAUAAUUUUUAUUCGUUGCAUUUUGAUCAAAUUCUUAGCAAGUCCUCCGAUAUCAUAAAUACAUAUCUCCUUUUAUAUCUCGACAGGAAGUGAGAGUAAAUUAAUCGAAUAUGAAAAAAUAUUAUCGCAACAGAAUCGAUAAGGAUUGAUUGUACAACGCUAUUAUUGUAGCAACACGUAAUAUGAUAAAUUGCAAAAUGAUUUUACCUCGAAAUAGGGAUCUAAUGUAAUAUGCUGUUUGUUAAUGUGUUAAGUAAUUAUGUUCAAACGUGAAAUUGAAAGAAACGUGACAUUGACCGAGAGAUGAAAAAGCGGUGGACACAUACUUAUAAAUUUUGCGUCGUGAAAUAUCGAAUAUUGCAUUUGCGCAUCGAUACUCAUUUACAAGUGCUUUCUUCUUCGCAAUUAAAGAUCGAUCGAAACAACGCAUCGUUACGUUGCUUCUGACGCCCGAAAUUUCGAUGUUUGCUUGAUAAUUUAGCACAUUCGUUUAUUCCAAAUAAUUAUACACUUUUCAUACAUUCAAAUCGUAACGGAAAACUGGCUGCUAAGAGAUCCGAAACGAAUUUUUCUAACAACCCCGAAUCCGAUAAUCGAAUUUUAGCGGCGGACUGAAAGACAUUCGGUUCUUCGGAGGGAACAAAGAAAAAAGGCUCAGGGGAUCGAACGAAUUCCUCUUCCAUUCAGUUUCGUCUCUUAACAGCAUCCAACCUAUUUUCUACCUAUGAUCUUUUGCUUUUCGCUUCAACAAGUUAUGUAUUCUGUGUCGUGUUACUCGAAGAACAGCAUUCGUUAGUGACGAGAAUUGGAACAGCCAUUGCCCAUAAGCGGAGUUAAUACGAGACCUUGCCAAUUUAUCCUUGUAACCGAAACAUGUGCCAGCUACGUUCUUGAAUCACGUAUUGUUCAAGAAUCAUCUUCGUGUCACUCGCGCAGGGUAGUCGCGUAAAUGUGUCAACGAACAAAGAAUUUUUCUCCAAUUGUACGAUGGGGAAGUGCUUUCCAUCGAUCCAGGAAUCUAACGUGGUAAAUCGAUAACUUUGAUUAAAGCUUGAUCAGCUGGAACAACAUCCUAUCUUCAAGAAUAAGAACGAGCUAUAGGAACAAGCGAAUGCAGAGAGCGACGGAACGGGAGAAUGCACGACUGGCAUCUUUGGACAUGGGAUAGAUGAUAGAUCGCGAAUGAUGGGGUGGUAGAGCGAACAGGAAGCUGAAAAUGGAUUGGGUGCCUCGGCUCAGGUAGCCAGAGUCGACAAAGUCGCGGGCACCAGGCCGAUUAUACACUGCUGCUACCAAGCCUUUUCCUUCUGUCUGUCUCUCCCAUUCUCGUUAAGAUCGAGCGGAAGACUUCUCACGAUAGACUAAAUAGUUGCAUCUUCUCGGCGCCGCGUUGUGCGAAAAAACUGAUCGUGGUGCAAUCGUCGUCAGUGAAUUGUUAGUGAAACAGAUGACCCGAUAAGUUGAUUUCAAAAAGAAACAAGCUUGUGAUCUCUGAUCCAACGGUAUACAUAUUCUGACUCAACAAAAGACUGAACGUGUUGACUUUAUCUUUUCAAAAAUCGCUGCCUAUAGCGUCCUUUGGAGUUCUGGCUGUCACUUAUCAAGACAGGCACACAUAUCUUUUGGCAUCUCGUGUAAUUUCGUUUUGAACCAGUUGUACCUACGAUCUUUGAGAAACUUUUGAGAAAUAUGAAAACCAAGUGUUAGAUGCCCCGUUUCUGACCGUUAUACAUAUUGCAAAUAUAUACACGCGUGUAAAGAAGAAUAUAUAUUAUACACAUGUAUCUGUAUAUACAUUAGAGAUAUUCUUCCGCUGCCUAAUAGAAGCAUUCACGCAUAUAGUAAACAAGUUACCAUUUUUUGAAAGAUCGCGCGAAACUAUCUUAUAAUAAAAGGGAUAAAUACAAUUUCCACGAACUAGAGACAAGUUUGACUAUAGGAAGAGAGAAUAAAUGAGCUUUAAGAAGAAACCAUUGUUCGUCGUCUGUUUCCCCUAAUGAAACUUGUAGUGAGAAUAUUGUUAACGAUGUGCAACGAAAACUAAAGAAAGUAGAUCGCAUAUUCGAAAAUCAGUCAGAAGUGUAGUUUGAAGUGAUCGCUACGGGGGUACGCAAGAGAGCAGGAUGGGUUGUGGACAAAGCAAGAUCGGGAACAUCUAUCCGAAAAACAAAAAGAACAAGAGCACCAUCAGCAAGAAAAACGACGAUUCCAUUGGUUCUGCAUCCGUGGAACAGAAGAAUGGAAACGGCAGUGCGAAGAACAACAAGACGAAUAAUAACGGGGUCGAGGUGAACAGAAACGAGGAACAAAAUGGCGAGCUUAAGAGUCAAGCGAAGAAGAAGUCGAACGGACCUGGAAGUGGUCCUUUGCUACAACAAGCGGAGAUAUCCACCAGUCAGCUCGACUUCUUCAGGAUGCUCGAUGAGAAAAUCGAAAAUGGACCGGAUUAUGACGAAAGUCUUGACGCGACCACCAGGGCCGAACGAGUUUCCAAUCUCCUCCGUCAGUGGGAAUUAGCCAGCGUGAGCUGGUCAAGCGUGUCCGAUUUGAAUAACGCGUCCCCAACCGCGACGAGGAAUCGUAACUCGGGAUUGGAUUCAUCGCGGCAGAGUUUGAGCGCGAAGGACAGAGAGGGAAUAAGGAACAUUGUCGGCGGUAGACCGGAGAGCGCUCCUAUCUACAUGAGGAACGCGAAUCGAGUGGAUGGUCUCCAGGAGAUUCAUUGCCCAUCGCCGAAUAUGCCGAGACACGUGUUGGAGUCGAUCACUCAAAGCCCGACUCAGAGUUUGAAGAACGCGACGUCGCCCAGUUCCUCUCCGACCAGCGUCCGCUAUCAUGACAGUUACAAGGAGUGCAGUGCAAACCAAACGACCGCGAAGACCGUGAAGGUUCAUUACGGUGCUCAGAACCCCGUGAACGGGGAAUAUGUGACGCAACAGGCGCUCUAUCGUGAACAGUAUUUGCAACAGGCUGGAAUAAUCACAGUACCGUCUCAAUAUUCAGCCGGCUCGCCCGGCGGCAACGUCCUCAGAAACAAUCCGUACGUGCCACAGUAUCAAAUCACCAGCCCGCAACACUUUACUACGCCGAGAAAACGUGGCUUCAACGCCGCCCAAAUGACGUGACCGGCCUGACCGUGCACCACCAGAUAAGACUGACACACGUAACACACAUCUACACAUCCUCUGCGAUUUGAAACAGAAACAGAGAGAGUGAGUGAGAAAAUAGUCGAGAAGGAUUCGGCGAAGAUCGCUUUUCGGGUUCUUCGUUGAAACAAGUUGAUUCACGUAAAGCGGAAGAGGAGAGAGAGAGGGCCCAUUAAGGCUGGAGACUGACCAACAGAUGGAGAGAAUAAUCACGGAUCUUUCUCUAUAUGUUCCUAAAGAUUCCGUACAUUUUUUCGUUUUGCGUUCGACGGCUAUCGAAAAUGCUACCAUCCGACACAAAACUCACAAGGGCGCCGAGAUACUUUCAGUGUUGGCCUAAAGCAAUGUCCUGCGAUAUAUCCGAAGAAAUAAACCGUCUUACCCCUGCGUGUUAUCCUUAUCAAAUUUACAGAAUUCUUCGCUCUAAGUGCCAAAAUGCUACUACGUAAUAAACAAUCCAAAUGUCAAGAAAAUAGAAAGAGAAAAUUGAACGAAGGAGAGAAUAUUAUCCGUUGAACCAAUACUCCGUUCUUUGUAAUUCAUGUAAAUGAACCUUUUUCGAUGUGUAUAUGAUAUAUACAUACAUACAUAUAUAUAUAUACACAUACAUACAUACCUACAUAUAUAUAUACAUAUAUAUACAU
Messenger RNA from Ceratina calcarata, 3843 nucleotides. RefSeq names its product target of wingless (gene tow). The transcript is spliced from 5 exons. The record is from RefSeq and is a predicted model, not a curated record. The coding region runs from base 2177 to 3178 and encodes 333 amino acids. Lineage: Eukaryota; Metazoa; Arthropoda; Insecta; Hymenoptera; Apidae.